UAAAUACAAAAUCAAAUCAAGCAAAGUAUUGCUAUCAUACGAAAAUUCGAAUUUGCUAUGUAGUAUAAAAUUUAAUUAAAUUUCGACUAUAACUUUAUUCAGUUUUUUGUUACCUAUGUGGGAAUUCAAUGAUUAAUCGAUGAGUGCUCUAUUGUAUUCGACUUUAAACUUUGAUAAUCGGUAACAAAAAAUUCAUCUAUAUAGUCACCUCACCUCAGUUUCAUUUACAUUGAUUACUUCAACAAACUAGACUUAAUAAUUGAGUAUUUAUAUAUAUUCGAAAUGCAGGAAGGUUUUGUUAAAAUAAAUAAUAUUCCUACAAAAAUUAUAACUUUUGGAAGAUGGAUAACAGAGAAAUCAAAUGGAAAGGGUGAAAAAAUUAUAUUAGUUGUACCAGGUAAUCCUGGAAUACCUGAAUUUUACAAAGAGUUUAUGGAAAUUUUACAUAAAAAGCAUAAAUGUGCUGUAUGGGCAAUAGGUUACAGUGGACAUGAGGAUUACAGACAAAAAAAUAUAAAUACAAAGUUCCCCAAACCCAUUGGACUAAGGGAACAAAUAAAUCAAAAAGUUUUGUUCUUAAAAGAAUAUGUUCCUGAAGAUGCAGAGCUUCAUAUAAUAGGACACUCGAUAGGAACUUACAUGACUUUGGAAUUAUUGAAGGAGCCUAGUAUUGAAAAGAGAAUAUUCAAAACAUAUUUAUUAUUUCCUACAUUUGAAAGAAUGAUAGAUACUCCAAAUGGCAAGUUCCUUCAUAGAUUUGUGAGACCUAUUCUUCCAAUUAUACUUUUUCUAUCUUGGCUCUUCUCAAUUUUGCCAAGGAUGAUUUCACUUAACUUAUUGAGUGCCUACAUGUUUUUGAGGGGUAUGCCCUCGUCAUAUAGGGAAACAAUAUAUAAUUUAAUCAAUCGAAACAUUCUGGAACAAGUCUUUUUCCUUGCCUUUCAAGAAUUGGAGCAAGUAAGGGAAAGAGAUAAUGAGAAUAUUAAAAACAAUGUUCAUAGGGUACAUAUAUUAUAUAGUGAAGUAGAUAAAUGGGCACUUGGUGAUUUUUACACUAAUAUUAAGAAUGAUUUUCCUAAUAUAAUUGCUAGAACUUCUAGAUAUGAUCAUGCUUUCAUUUUUAAUGAAAACCAGGAAGUUGCAGAUAUAGUUAGUAAGUGGAUUGGUGAUAAUAAGAGUGACUAAUCAAAUUUUAGGUAUAAUAUAAUAAAUUGAAAUAUUCAACAGAGAUCAAAUUAAAUUAGUGAAAUUGAUGCAA
This is a messenger RNA of Harmonia axyridis, 1258 nucleotides long. Its product is annotated as lipid droplet-associated hydrolase-like. Gene Ontology annotation, cellular component: lipid droplet. NCBI's taxonomy places the organism in Eukaryota, Metazoa, Arthropoda, Insecta, Coleoptera, Coccinellidae. The record is from RefSeq and is a predicted model, not a curated record. The transcript has 2 exons. The coding region runs from base 283 to 1185 and encodes 300 amino acids. Gene Ontology annotation, molecular function: lipase activity. Gene Ontology annotation, biological process: lipid storage.